AUGCUCACACGACUUCUCAAAUAUGCAUCGCUUACAGCCGGCUCGGCAUGCACUCUCUAUCUCUGCCUUCUGGCAGCCCUCACAACGCAGUCCUUCCAAGCUCACAUCGUCUAUCUGCAUGCAGUGCAGAUGACAUGGUUCAAAGACCUUUCCACCCCCGAACUCUUCGGAUUCCUCCACAAUCAAGUGACGCCCUUCCUCAUACCCUCCCCAAGCAGCGGCCAGAAUCUCUACGCCUGGCACAUCCUUCCCGUGGAUUUAUACCACAAGCACGAAACGGAGCUCUCGUCCGAAAAGGCGGGUUUGGCACCGGAUAUCUCAUCACGAAAAGCCUUCCAACUCCUCCGACAUGAUCCUACAGCUCGCCUCGUAAUCCACAUGCACGGAGCAGGAGGAACCGUAGCUUCGGGUUUCCGCAYACCAAACUAUCGAGCUCUAACCGCAGCUUCCUCCGCAAAAGCACCCCUCCACGUUCUAUCCUUCGACUAUAGAGGUUUUGGCAAAUCUCCCGGCUCCCCCUCGGAACAAGGUCUUAUAGCAGACGCAAUAGCAAUUGUAGAAUGGGCUCUCCACGUCGCGAAAAUCCCCCCUCAUCGAAUUGCAAUCUUCGGCCAAUCGCUCGGAACAGCAGUCAACAUGGCCGUGGCAGAACACUAUGCUCGACAAAACAUACUAUUCGCAGGGCACAUCCUCGUCGCACCAUUUAUAGAUGUCCCGACUUUGGUCUCUACAUACAGUAUCGCCGGCACGAUCCCCAUCCUCGCUCCCGUGGUGAGAUUCCCCGCCGUCUUCGAUGCUCUCAAGUGCUACAUUCGCGAUACUUGGUCCACGAAAGAUCGCAUCGCUGAAUACGUGCGUUUGAAUGAGGCAAAAGGAGCCAAGUAUCGUGUCACAAUCAUCCAUGCUCAAGACGAUUACGAUAUUCCUUGGAGACAUACUUCUGUUCUGUUUGAGCACGCUGWAAAUUCUACGAAAUCGACAAGUGUAGUCGAGGGACUUGAGAGAAUUGAUCGGGGAGCUGGUGGGAGUGUGGCUGUGAUGCGGAGUCGAAAUGGUGUGAUUAGAGAGGAGAUUUUGAAAUUUGGCUUGCAUGAUGUUGUCAUGGGUAAUCCUGUAGUCACAUUGGCUGUGAUGCGCUUUUUUGACGGCGAUGAAGAAUAG
Molecule: messenger RNA, 1161 nt
Organism: Ramularia collo-cygni
Lineage: Eukaryota; Fungi; Ascomycota; Dothideomycetes; Mycosphaerellales; Mycosphaerellaceae
Exons: 1
Coding region: 1-1161 (386 amino acids)
Source: RefSeq, a predicted model, not a curated record